AUGUCUUUCCGCCUUUCUCGAGUAUUUGUGCCCGCCUGUGUUCGCUUCACAGGAGCGGCCGUGGCCGCCCCCAGGCUGCUCAGCUCAUCCUCGAGCAGACUCUACUCCAGCACCAAGAGCGCCUUCAGCCCGCAAGAUAUUCACGAUGUUUCCCACGCCCCCGACCACAUCCAGACCAAGCUUCCAUCCAAGAAGGAACUGCGCAAUGCCAAGCGUUUUAGGGAGUUCGAUAUGGAGGGCCGCGUCUAUGUUAUCACUGGUGGCGGCCGCGGAUUGGGCCUGUCCAUGGGCGAGGCCCUGAUUGAGGCCGGUGCAAAGGUCUAUGCCCUGGAUCGUCUUGAAACACCACACCCCGACUUUUUCGUGGCCAAGGAAAAAGCCGAGAACGAGUACGGCGGUAGCCUGGAGUACAUCAAGAUCGACGUGCGCAAUAACACCGAAGUAAACAACACCUUUGCGGCGAUCGCCGCGAAGGAGGAGCGCCUCGAUGGCCUGGUUGCCGCCGCGGGCAUCAAUCACCUGCAGUCCGCGCUCGAGCACUCGCAGCAGGCGCUCGACGAGGUAAUGAGCAUCAACUACAACGGCGUGUUCAACUCCGCCACCGCCGCCGCCCGCCAAAUGUUCAACUACCAGCAAAAGGGCUCCAUCCUGCUAGUGGCAUCUAUGAGCGGCCUCAUCGCCAACAAGGGCAUGACCUCGCCCGUCUACAACUCCUCCAAGGCCGCCGUUAUCCAGCUUGCCCGCUCGCUGGCUAUGGAGUGGGGCCGCCACGGUAUCCGCGUGAACAGUCUCUGCCCCGGCCACAUCAUCACGCCGAUGGUGGAGCAGGUGUUCCAGCAGAACCCGGCUGCCCGUGCGACCUGGGAGGCAGAGAACAUGCUCGGUCGUCUGGCUGUGCCGGAGGAGUUCCGCGGCUCGGCCCUGUUCUGCCUGUCCGAUGCUAGCAGCUUCAUGACCGGCAGCACCCUGAUCAUCGACGGCGGCCACACUGCCUGGUGA
This is a messenger RNA of Penicillium canariense, 999 nucleotides long. Its product is annotated as putative short chain dehydrogenase/oxidoreductase. NCBI's taxonomy places the organism in Eukaryota, Fungi, Ascomycota, Eurotiomycetes, Eurotiales, Aspergillaceae. The record is from RefSeq and is a predicted model, not a curated record. Gene Ontology annotation, cellular component: intracellular anatomical structure. The transcript is spliced from 2 exons. Bases 1 to 999 code for a protein of 332 amino acids. Gene Ontology annotation, molecular function: oxidoreductase activity, acting on NAD(P)H, oxygen as acceptor.